AUGUUGAACAAAAGUUCACCAGACAUUCGCAAGACUAAAAGGUCCAUAAACUUAAACCAACCUGGUUAUCUAACGCCCACAGAAUAUUCAAUUACCCUCGACGCCUUCUACUUAAUGUUGCAACAAAAUCAAAUAUCAAACUUGCUCAAAUCAGCACUACUGUCUCCAUCAUCAUCAUCAUCAUCUAACACAUCUAUACCCAAGUUCCGUUCCAUUUCAAUCUCCUUGUUAUCUAACCAUGGUAACCCAUUGAUUUCACUUAGUACCAAGUCGCAACUGCCUCAGCUGCAGGUUAAGGGAGAUAACUACCGACUGCAAUCACACCUGCAGCUUCAAUCGUUGCACAGUUCUAAAGCGGGAACACCAACAACAGGUGGAGACGAAUACGAACAAAGUUUCAAUAUUGGUACAAAUCCAUCGUUUUCCCAAGUCAGUGCCAGUGAAGAAGGGCAAAAUAAUGAAAUCACAUCGGAUCAAUUGAAAAUAUACUCCCUAAUUGCCUACAAUUCAACUAUUGAAUCAAGUGAUUCCAAUGAAGCAAAUGAUGAACAAGAUUGGUCAAUUGUUGAUUUUGGUAACGUGAGAUGUAUAAUAUCAAAAGUUGAUCUUGAUCAUACCACAUCAAAACAACAUAAUACUGGUGGAACUCAUGGUCGGAACGAGAAUGGACAAGCAAUCAAACGCAAAGUUGGUAGUAAUACAAUAGAUAUUACCGAAAAUGCUACCAAAGUAGAAGUAGAGGCAGAAGCAGGUGAUAACGAUGAUGUAAGUGAUUACGAUAGAGACGAUUCAGGUACCUUAUUUAAUGGAUACUUUGUCGUAUUAUUCUAUCAAAAGUCAACACCGACUGCAACUUCAAAUGAGGCAAAUAAGUCAACUGAACUUGAACUGCAAGGUGAAGUUGAAGUAGAUGCUAUUGCCAAAGUUAAGAUAGAUUCGGUGGUGGAUGCAUUAACUCAAGGAUUAAGAGGAUAUCAUGAGAUGACUGCAUAUUAA
Messenger RNA from Lodderomyces margitis, 996 nucleotides. RefSeq lists its product as uncharacterized. NCBI's taxonomy places the organism in Eukaryota, Fungi, Ascomycota, Pichiomycetes, Serinales, Debaryomycetaceae. The record is from RefSeq and is a predicted model, not a curated record. Bases 1 to 996 code for a protein of 331 amino acids. The transcript has a single exon.